CAGACACCCCAGCUGCGCUUCACACAGCCUCAUUAGACAGCAACAGAAGCAAGAGAGAGAGAGAGACUGGACACCCCAGUUCUUCAGCACAAAAGGAAGUGGGGUUGCACCAUGAACCGUAGUUUGGGGAUGGAGGCACAGGCUCGUCUCACAGACAUGUUGGAAAUUACUGCCCAGAGCCUGGUGAGCAUGGAAGUAGCAGACCACUACCAAAUCAUCAAGGAGCUGGGCAAGGGGAAAUACGGCCAGGUGGUCCUGGUGAUGCACAGGCAAAGAGGGACCCCGAUGGCUCUCAAGCUACUACCUAAAUCUAGCACCAAGCUCCAGAAUUUCUUAUAUGAAUACUGUGUGGCACUCUCACUUUCUGCACAUCCUGCCAUCGUUGGUAUGUUUGGCAUUGCUAUAGAGUCCAGCCAGCAUUACGGUUUUCUCUAUGAAGCAGCCCUGCAUCGAGACCUUAUCUCCAUUAUCAAGCCCAAGGCAGGCAUCCCUGAGAAGGCAGCCAAACUCUGUGCCAAGCAACUAGUAAGUGCAUUGGACUUUAUACACAGUCGGGGCCUGGUGUAUCGAGAUGUUAAACCGGAGAAUAUCCUGCUUUUUGACCGUCACUGCCACUGCAUUAAACUGACAGAUUUUGGAUUGACCCGACCCCAGGGCACUCUGCUGCAGCUUGUGACGGGGGUCAUCCCUUAUACUGCACCUGAGCUAAGCCGGGGCACUGCUGGCACCCCAGGGCUACCCAUUGAUGCCAGUCUUGAUGCCUGGGCUCUUGGGGUGCUGAUCUUCUGCCUGCUCACUGGCUACUUUCCUUGGGAAAAGACUCUACCCGAGGAUUCCUUUUUUGACGACUUUGUGAUAUGGCAAGAAUCAGGUUCAGAUGAAGAUCUGCCAUUUCACUGGCGCCCUCUGUCUCAAGAUUGCAUUGCUAUGUUACAAAAUCUUUUAGCCCUGGAGCCUACCAAGCGGGGGCCCAUCCGCCAAGUACUCAGCUACCUGGAUCGGCCUUGGCGAGCAGACUUGGCUGCUAAAAAUGCCAUCUGAGCGGAAAUUUAUCUGACUGGUUGGGGGUGGAGGGAGGGCCUCCCCAUUAUUAUGUAUUUGCAAAAAAAAAAAAAAAGUAAAGAAAUGCUAUGCAUUGGGUAUUUUACAACAGUUCUCAAUGCAAUGGUGGGAUUCAGUCGGUUCACACCGCUUCAGGCAAACCAGUUGUUAAAUUACCCAUCCCCCACUAUCAAAGUGGAUCCCGGCACUGCGCUGCAAUAGAGAAAUAAGCAACAGAGUAGCCAGUGCGAGAAAAGGAGAAGGCCGCUUUCCAUCCUCCUUCCCACAUGCCGGCUGCUCCAUUGCCCAUUUCUCUAUUGCAGCACAGUGCAGCACCCAGAAUCCACUUUGAUGGUGUGUGUGUGUGUGUGUGUGUGUGUGUGUGUGUGUGUGUGUGGUAAUUUAACAAGCAGUUCACCCAGAGUCAGGUUGGCCAUUGUGGGAGGCUUGUCCCACAUGUGUGGUGGAACUGGAGGACAGGGAUGGACCACGCCUCCCAUAACAGCCAACCAGACCCUGGGCAAACUGGUUUUUAAAUUAUUUGAAUCUCACCACUGCCUCAAUGUAUAUACCUUUUGAAUGGUUUGGUUUUAUUGGGAGAGUCUAAAUCAAUGCAUGUGAUCAUGUUUAAGACAAUUAUAAAACAUGAAGGUAAAUAUUUUUGUGUUAGUAAGUUGGAAUUUUAAUUAUGAAAAUAUAUCAUUUUCAUUUAACAAACUGUUACUUUAGAUUUUGCUCUUAAUGAUAUAUAGUGAUUCUAAUCAUGUAUACUAGUAAGCCAGAAUGCAGUUUAUCUGGUUUCAGCUUAGGCUGACAUUGUGUCAUUGUGGUUUGUGAACCAUUCUUUAUAGUUUAGUCAAGAAGCCAUGCUUAAAAAAACCUAUGGCUUAGCACAAUAUGUGAACCUAGUCAACUACUGUUUAACACUUUGCAGUCAUACUUGUUUUAUUUUGGCUUAAUUUGCCAUGGAUCCAAUCACAGUGAUUUUUUUAACAGCAGAGAUGAACAACCUGCAAAUCCAGGGCUACAUAUGGAUUAUCUUUUGUAUAAGAAGACCCUCUCUAGCACAAUUACUAAAAUAUGUGUGGCAAAGUUUCAGGCCAGGAGUGACAAAAAAUGAAAAUUGAUAGUUAUAAACACUAAUAUAGAUUAUAGAGGCAAAAAUCAAAUAAGAUUCUCAGGAAGCCUCCUAUAAAUAAAUAUCAGGAAUACUGAUCUCUGAUUAUUAUAGUUCUAAUUCAAUGGCACUCUGACUUUUAAAUCAAAACAAUAAAUCAAACAAACAAACAAACAAACAAACAAAUUUUAAAAGUUAGGAUGCAUUGAAUUAGAAAUAUAUAAAUAAAUAAAUAUAUGUAGGUCUUUGGUUGUUCGGGUUUUCUCCCGUGUAAAAUUGGAAGUGUCUUGG
Messenger RNA from Ahaetulla prasina, 2449 nucleotides. Its product is annotated as serine/threonine-protein kinase SBK2-like. Gene Ontology annotation, biological process: peptidyl-serine phosphorylation; peptidyl-threonine phosphorylation. Gene Ontology annotation, molecular function: protein serine/threonine kinase activity; ATP binding. The record is from RefSeq and is a predicted model, not a curated record. The transcript is spliced from 4 exons. Lineage: Eukaryota; Metazoa; Chordata; Lepidosauria; Squamata; Colubridae. The coding region runs from base 112 to 1041 and encodes 309 amino acids.